CCAACUGUUUCUUCCCUUCUGCUCCUCCGUGAUUCACAGCCUCAACCUCGGCGGCGGAUCCUCUUUCCCGCCACGCUCUGUUCACAGCCAAAAUAUUCUCCGAGAAUCACUUUCCUUUUGUUUAAUUUUUCCUCACGCAUACACACCGCAAUCUUGGAUUUUUAGUUUGGUUUGGUUGAAUUUUUAUGUGAAUUUUUUAUUACGACGUUUGGAUUUUUGUGAAUUUUGGAUGAAUUUGGUUACGGAUUGAAAUUUAUCUUGAAUUUUGUGUGCAUUUGAUUGUGGACUGAAUUUUUUCCAUGUGCAGAUUCUAGGUGGUUGAUGAGUAACUGUGUGGCGGGAGUCGGGAGUCGAAGGAGAGAGAGAGAAGGGAACCUAGAAAAAUUUCACGUACACGUGGCAUACAACAUUGGCCACCCAAGUUCUUCGGAUUUAACUGAGACUUGACAGUUGGGUUGUCUCUUUACGUGAUUUGAAUGGAAUUUUUAAUAAUAUUAAAUUCAGACAAAGGAAAAGUUUCUGUCUUGGGUUUCCUACGGGUUUCCUGCACGCCAGGCCUUGUACUUCAACUGUUUGGAUUGAUCAGAAACUGCAAUUCUUUACACAGUUGAAAGAGGUCUUUACACAGUUGAAAGAGGUUUACAUCACCUCCUUGACUGUAAUGAGUAACAGUAUUGAAGAUGAUUCAUUCUCUAAGCGUGUUGGAAGAUGGUCUGUUUUCUAUUAUGGUGUGGGUCACAUGCUAAAUGACAUCACGUCUGCAUGCUGGUUUACUUAUCUCUUACUGUUCUUAACAGACAUUGGGCUCUCCCAAAGGGACGCUGCUACUGUCAUGCUCUCCGGCCAGAUAGCUGAUGGUUUAGCCACCAUAUUUGUUGGUGAACUGAUAGACAGGUUUGGACAUUUCAAAAUAUGGCAUGGUGCAGGAUCUGUCUUGGUUGCUGUUUCAUUUUCUUCUGUUUUUGGUGGUUGUUUACCUUGUAAAGCCCUUGCCACUUUUUCAUCAACAGUAGAGACUAUUUCAUACAGUACAUUUGCUGCAAUUUUUAAUGUGGGCUGGGCUGCUACUCAGGUUUCACACAUGUCCAUGGUGAAUUGCAUCUCUCUCAAUUCAACUAGCAGAGUAGUGCUGGCAAGCUGUCGGAAUGCCUUUACUAUGGUUGCAAAUCUCAGCCUAUAUGGAAUUGCUUUAAUAGUAUUUAAUAUCAGCAUAGCAAAAACUUAUGCUGAUAUUGAAAAUCAGUACCGCUGGAUUGCAUACUUAUCAAUAUUCAUAGGAUGCUGCUUUGUGGGCAUAUUUCAUCUUGGAACAAAUGAACCAAGAUCAAAGAUAAGUGUACAUGGAAAUAUCUAUGCAAGGAUUUCAUGGACCUAUUGGUUCCGCAAAAUUCUAUAUUAUCAAGUUGCUCUUGUUUAUGUGCUUACAAGACUAGUGCUCAAUGUUUCACAAGCAUAUCUUGCAUUCUAUGUAAUUAAUGAUUUGCUGAUGGCCCAGUCUGCUAAAGCUUUGGUUCCUGCCAUUAUCUAUAUUUGCAGCUUCAUAGUGUCUGUUCUUCUUCAGGAGAUUGCAUGGAAUGGCCAACGCCUGAAGGCUUACUAUGCAGCUGGAGGAAUUCUUUGGAUGUUUUGUGGUGUAGGGAUUCUUCUCUUACCUAGAAGCAUGAGUCUAUUCAUGUAUGCCAUAUCGGUAUUUAUUGGAAUAGCUAAUGCAUUAAUGACGGUAACUGCAGUCAGCAUGCAGAGUGUUGUAAUUGGUGAAGAUCUUAAUGGUUGUGCUUUUGUUUGUGGAUCAUUGAGCUUCCUGGACAAAAUCUCAUGUGGGCUUGCCCUAUUUGUUCUUCAAUCCUAUCAAAGUAGCUCACCUAUAAUUGUGGGAAACUAUUCAACGAACUUUAAUUUUUCAGUUACAAGAUAUGGUUUAGGUCUCGUACCAGCAGUCUGUUCAGCUCUUGCAGUGGCAGUCACGUUCACCAUGGAACUACAAACCCCAUUGUCAAAGCCGCUGUUGGAACCCUUGUUGGAAUGAUGUUGGGAAAGAAAGAACCACCAUGUUCAAACAGACAAGGAUUCUAUGAUGUAUGAUUGUUCUCAUUUCUCCCUGACAUUCAUAAUGCUAGCAGUAACAUUCAGAUGGCCAGGAAAAAUGCUAGGAGAUGGUUCCUUGUGGGAGAAAUUCAGCCAGUUUCUCAAUUGAAGCGACAGCAAUCUUUUUGGUGCUUUUGUUCCUUUGCAGUACUUCAUAUGCCUGUGCAUCCUCUCUGGCUUGAACAAUUUCCCGCAUUGCCUACAUUACAUCGGGGAAGAUUCGAUUAGUGUUUGAUGGCAGCAACUGAAAGCUCUAUUCAAAACCAGGCAAGGGAAGUGGAUAAUAAGGUUCGGUUGUAGAUCAUAAUUACUGGCAUCCCAUGAAUUCUUCUAAUUUAGGAUAGUAUUCCUGCUUGAAAACGUGCCUACAAACUUGCAACAUAGAUUUCAAUGAGAAUAAAUCCAAUCUAAAAAAC
Theobroma umbraticum is the source of this 2501-nucleotide messenger RNA. RefSeq lists its product as uncharacterized. The record is from RefSeq and is a predicted model, not a curated record. Lineage: Eukaryota; Viridiplantae; Streptophyta; Magnoliopsida; Malvales; Malvaceae. Gene Ontology annotation, molecular function: symporter activity. Gene Ontology annotation, cellular component: plasma membrane. Gene Ontology annotation, biological process: carbohydrate transport.